UUUUCCACUGUCCCUUGUGUUCCUGACUUGACUAUAUACUUGUUGAAUUUCAUCUUCAGAUUUGCCAAUGCGAAGGAAUGCUUCUUCAAGUUGAGUGGCCUCCUUUGCAGCCUAUCAGCUUUGGUGUUUGAAACAAUCAUUGCAAGAAGCCAAUUCUGGCGCCUGUGGGAAUUUGAUGACAAGAUUGUACAAUUUGUGUCCCUAGGACUGUGGGAAGCUUAUUACCCUAAAGAGUUUAAUGUCUCAGGGACUGUAACCAAGAUUCUGGUGCACACUCCUAUCAAUUCCACGUGGACCAUUUCACCUGAAUUUCAGUUUGCACAGACCCUGAUAAUGUGGACUGUUUUGAUGAAGCCUGUAGUUCUGAUUUUCGGUUCAAUUGCCAUUAAGAUUGGCUCCAUGAAAGACCCAUUUAUUGAGAUGCAGAUAUAUUGCUACAAGUUUGCUGCCUUAGUUUUGUAUGUUAGCAGCAUCUUCACACUUGUUUCUGUGAGCUGGAACCACUUUGUAGACCAUUAUGGCCAAACAACUCUUGACUUUCCACCUGACUUUCCGGUUAAAAAAGAAGCCGUAAUAAGCAAACACUAUACUGCUGUGUUCCCAGUAGGGGUACUGAUGACCACCAUUUCACUCACUGGUGUGAUAUUCUUUCUAUCUGAGAUGAACUCUCUGAAACUACAGAAUCAAGUGAAGGCCAAGUGUGCUUCUAUUGUGGCUGAUCAGGAAAUCUGAAAUGAGCACUCCUACAUUUACAACAUCUGUCAGAAGGUUCCUAGAAAGAGUUUCCUAUUGAUAAACAAAACUCCUGUAGUUCCCAACUUGUUCUAAAUAAAGCAGCAAAUUGAUUCUCUUGGUCUGUCUAAAUGACUUCUUCCUCUGUCUAACUUGUUUCUUUCUUUGGAUAUUUUCAUAUCCCAAUCUCUGAAGGGCAUGAUCAUGCGUUCAGAUAUUUCUGACAGGCAGUAGCAAGCAAAAGUAAUGGUGAAAUGCAUGUUGCAAAAACAUUUAUCACAGGAUAAAUAUCAAGUGAAAGAAGGUUGUAAGGAAACUUACACAUAAACAGAAAAGUAAACACCAUUUUAUCUGGAGACCCUCUGAAUCUCAGGUCUCCUGAAGGCAGAGCUGGACUUCAUAGUGUUGGCUCUGCAGACAGUGUGUGCCUUUGUCAUGGAGUAUGAAGACUAUACUGUACGCUGGACAGUCAGACAUAUCUUUCUGUUUGUUAAUAAUCCAAAUUGCCGAGCAUUCCCUGUGUGCUCUCACAGAAAAUGUGGUGUGAAGAUCAGAGGGCUGCUUGUCCGAGUUGUUUUUCUUGUUUUUAACCUUCAGAAACACUGGGUUCAAACCACAUUAAGCUUGAUGGCAAGCUUACAUAGCCACUGGGCAAUCUCACUAACUUCAAAUAUACCCCACUUCACAUAAGGAUAUCCCAUGUUUGGCAUCCAUAGAAUGUAGGCCAUUUCAUAAAGUAAAAGAAAUUUGCUUGCAAAUGGGUAGAACUAGAAAAGGUCAUCCUGAGUGAGGUAACCCAGACCCAGAAAGACAAUCAUUGUAUGUACUCACUUCUAAGUGAAUAUUAGCUGUAAGGUAAUCAUGAUGCAAUCACAGGCCCAGAGAGGAUAACCAUGCUACAAUCACAGGCUCAUAGAGAAGCUAAUUAACAAGGGGUCACAAUGGGGCUUGAGCAUCUCACUGUGAAAGGGUAAUAGAAUAGACAUCACUGAUGGAUGAGAGAGGGGUCUAGAUGGGGGCAAGGAAUGGGAACAAGAGGGAUCAGGUGAAGGGAAGAUGGAGGGAGAGUACUGAGAGAGACAGCUGGAUCCUGGGACAUCUCUGGGAUGAGCUAUAAACCUAGGAAAAUGAAAACUCCCAGCAAUUUAUGAGGUAACCCAUUCCUCUGCAUCAUGCCUUGUACUCAAUCCACUCUUCCUCCUCCGUUUCUCUUCAGAAACUGAACUGGCCUUGCCCUGUAGUCAGAUUGAUUAUUACCUUAAAUAUCACCAUAGAACUUUUAUCCAACAACAGAUGGAAACAGAGGCAGAGACCUUCAUCAGAUCACUGGACUGAGCUCCUAAAGUCAAGUUGAAGAGUGGAGGGAUGAGAGUAUGAGCAAGGAGGUCAAGACCAUGAUGGAUUCACCCACUGAGACAGUUUUCCUGAGCUAAUGGUAGCUUACCAACUCCAACUGGAAUGGGAAGAAAGAAACAUAAGACCAAAUCAGUCCCUCUGAAUGUGGUUGACAGUUGAGGCAGAAUGAGCGGCCAACGUCAAUGGCACUGGGAUUUGCCUCUACAGCAUGCACUGGCUUUUGGGGAUCUUAUUUUCUUUGGAUGUAUUCCUUGCUCAACCUAGGCGUAGGAGGGCCUUAUACCUUGCAUAAAGCGAAGUGCCUUAAUCUCUCUGAGGAUUGGAGGGGGUGGGGUUGGAGGGUCUUUGGAGGGAAUGGGAGGAGGAAAGGGAAUUUGGAUUGGUAUUUCUUUUAAAGUAAUAAAAGAAAACAAAAAAGAAAAUGUCUAGACAGUAUGUACUGUUGGAGGCUAUGUCUUUACAAUAAGUCCUGUGGAGACCCUCGUGGUGAAGGAGAUCUGUGUGUUUGCAUAUGGGAAAAUGUUCAGAGACAAAAUGUUGAAUAAGAAAAGAAAGUGCGGCGUUGACACUAAAUGCAUCUUCUCUAUAAAAAAAAAGACUGGGAGAUACAGUCUAUACAUUUCGAUGUAUGUUUGUAGGCACUGGUGUGGAUUUUUCCAGAAUCUGUUAGCAGCAGCAGCAGCAGCAGUUUCCUCUCUCCGAGGCAGACUGAUCACCCACGGAGGGAAAAAGACCUCUCUUCUAUGACUUAUGAUGCAGGGGUCUGAGGACAGAGCCACAUGAUGAAGCAUGGGUGUAAAGACAGCCCCGCGGUGAUGAAACAUGGGUGUAAGGACGGCCCCGCGGUGAUGACACAUGAGUGUAAGGAUGGCCCCGGUGAUGACACAUGGGUGUAAGGUUGGCCCCGGUGAUGACACAUGGGUGUAAGGGCAGCCCAGCGGUGAUGAAGCUUGCAUGUAAGGACGGCCCCGCGGGGAUGGAGCAUGAGUGUAAGGACAGCACCGCGGGGAUGAAGCAUGGGUGUAAAGACCGCCCCGCAGGUAUGAAGAAAGACUCUGAGCGGCGAGAUGCAAAUGCCCUCCGCCACGCGCACCGCCCCUUCUUCCUGUCUGUCUCCGUCAUGAUGACGCGAAUCACCAGGACUAACACUCGCGCCUGGUUUUAAACCCCCACGCACAGCGGGCGAAAUCGCGUUGGGCCGUCGCCAUGGAGACUGUCAGCGCGUUCUGAUGACGCGAAUGCAAGUUACAAGUGCUGCUCUGAUGCCGCUGAGCAGCGGGAGAGUGCAGGCAUCACUCCCCGCCCACGAGCUCUGCCUUGUUGUGAGCCAGCGCUCCAUGAUGACGCAAACCUCCGUUUUCCGACCUUACUGUGAUGACGCGUAUCCCUCGCCGCUGACGCGCCCAUUUUUUAAGAAGAGCUGAGCAGCGGGCAUGUCUGCAAUUCGGUUCCUGCCCCUCCCGUCCGUCCGUCAUUCCGGUCCGUGUGUCUGCCCUUCCGGUCGGCGUUUUCGCCUUCCCUCCCUGUCCGUGUGUCCGGUCAUCCGGUCCAUGUGUCCGCUCUUCUAGUCAGUGUGUCCGCCUUCCCGGUCCGUGGCCUCCGCUCAUCCGGUCCGCAUGUCCCCCUGCCCUCCCUGUCCGUGGGUCCGCCCUCCCCCCUAAGUGGGUCCACUCUCCCCUUCCGUGAGUCUGCUCUUCCGGUGUGUCCUUUUUUCUGGUCCGUGUGUCUGCUCUUCUCUUCCCUUUGUCUGCCCUUCUGGACCAGGCCACCAUACUAA
Messenger RNA from Alexandromys fortis (reed vole), 3865 nucleotides. RefSeq lists its product as uncharacterized. Gene Ontology annotation, cellular component: bicellular tight junction; plasma membrane. Gene Ontology annotation, molecular function: structural molecule activity. Lineage: Eukaryota; Metazoa; Chordata; Mammalia; Rodentia; Cricetidae. The annotation marks the transcript as partial. The record is from RefSeq and is a predicted model, not a curated record. Gene Ontology annotation, biological process: bicellular tight junction assembly; cell adhesion. The transcript has a single exon.